Molecule: messenger RNA, 2702 nt
Organism: Drosophila arizonae
Lineage: Eukaryota; Metazoa; Arthropoda; Insecta; Diptera; Drosophilidae
Gene: Pop1
Product: POP1 ribonuclease P/MRP subunit
Biological process (GO): tRNA 5'-leader removal
Cellular component (GO): ribonuclease MRP complex; nucleolar ribonuclease P complex
Source: RefSeq, a predicted model, not a curated record
CACUCAUCUCAAAGCGAUACACGUGCCGGUGCUUUAAAUUGUUUUGUUUGAAUUUAUGGGUAAUUAAUUCUCUUAUGCCAAAGAAGAGUUCAAGAAAAACUGCGUGAUGAGCUCGCAAAAGCUUGAAUACGAUGCCAGCCUUGGCGGACAUGUGACACUGCCCAGUCAUGUGGCCACCUAUCACUAUGCAUCUGGAGUGCUGCAGGAGAUCAAAUCCAUGAUCGCGGAUGCCCAAUUUCCGGCCAGCAGUAAGCUCAUCUUUCAAACGCUGCCCAAGCAUAUGCGUCGACGCGCCAUGUCCCACCAUCCCAAGCGCCUGCCGCGCAAAUACCGUGCCGCCCAUAGUUCUCAAAUGAGCAAAGCGGGCAAUCAGCCUGUGAAUCGCAAGCGUCCAUCCCGCAAGUAUCGCCGCCGUCCAAAAAAUCUGCUGAAUGAAUACAUUCGACGGCAGCGCAAGAUCAACUGGCUCGAGACGCAUAUUUGGCAUGCCAAGCGCUUCCACAUGAUCGAUCGCUGGGGCUAUCGGCUUCCCUAUGCCAGCUGUGACAAGACGUACCGGGCCUGCUAUCGCGCUAGUGCCGAGCACUGCCUCCUGCAGGACAUUUCCUUUUAUAGCUGCGUGCAAAUGCUGGGCACUGUUGACCAGCUACGCCACGGUUUCGGUCGACUCACGAGUCCAGAUUGUGGACUGGGCAUUGCAGCGCGCACAUAUUUGAGUGGACGUCGCGAGGGCACCAUUCAGCUCUUCGCCGAUGGCCAGUAUCCGGCGGGUGCUCUGCAGAGCGCCAGCUUCAUGUGGCGCCCCGCCGAGCAGCCGGAGACGCAGGCACAGCGGACUCUGUGGCUUUGGCUGCAUCCAGCUGCCGUUGAGGCGACUCUUGCGCAGCUAAUUCAAGUGUUUCAGCUAAAGUCCACAAAACAGGAGAAGCUUCCAUUACCCGCUGAAUCAGACGACCAAGCUCCGCGCUUCGUCACACACACCAAGGCGUUCGAACGUAACAGGAGCUAUAUCAAUAAAGACACUGGCAUGGAGAUGCUGGUCUUGGACCAGGAAUUCAAUCGAUUUCGUCUAACCGGUCCUCGUUCUCAGUGCGUGCUGGCUGCCAGUCUGCGCGCCAGCCGGCAAAACAGCUCCGAAUCAUCCACAUCGAAGAAGCUGCUCGAUGCGCCCAGCGAUCUGCUAGAUCAGGCCGAUUACUGCGAGGCUGCCCUGCAGCUGCACUCGCCCAGCGAAGUCCUAUCCAAUGUGAUACUUGGCGUCAAUGUGGUCGAUCCGCGUCUGCAGCGGCCCAGCAAGCGCACCAAAGCGACCAAACUGUCGUCAUCCGUAGGCAAGUCGGUCGAGUUGCUGAUGAUGCCGCCAGCUAGCCCGCCCUUCAGCGAUUUAUGGGAUCCGGAGCUGCGAGUGCGGCUCAGCGAGCAAAUGAUGUCGACCCAUCAAUACAAUCAACUGCGGCAAAGGCACGCCAUUGUGCCCGGCGAGCCGUGUGCGUUUGAGGAGCAGAUGCAGCCGCUGCCACUGCUGCUCAUUCAACGUCCAGGAUCGCAGCAGCCGAACUACAAACGCUUGGGUUACGCUGCUGGCUGGGAUGUGAUUGCACCCGCUCGCUACGGCAUGGUACUCUGGCAGACGCUUAUCAUGUGGAGCGCCCGUCCUGGCGGGCUGCGUGAAUUCGACUCCGUGGCUAGAGAGCUGGGCGUCGACCAGCACCUGCCGGAUACUGUCGCUGGUUUGGAGCAGGCAGCGAGAACAGCCUUGGAGCGGCGCACCCGCUACUUUCGUCUGCCGCCCAACAAGCGCUGCAACUACCGCAAGCUGGCGGUGGUCAGUCCCUUUAAGGCACCAUGGCAAUCGCUGGUGCGUGACUGGAAUCUCUCGCCUGCCACGCCUGCGAAGAGCUUCUAUGUGAUGCGCAAUCGCGCCCUGCUGCAGCGCCUGGAUGGAUGCGUGCGCCAUCGAGAACCCUUCCCGGAUUGCCCCACUGACAACUGUCUCGUCCAGGUGGCAUUGCGCUUGCAUACACGCGGCAGCCUGGAGAGCAAUGCAUUGAUUUGCCUGCCCUCAAGCCUCGACUGGAAACGCCACUGGCGGCAGUUGAAGCAGGACAAUCAGGAGCCGGUGCAUACGGAGCCCCUGCUCUCGGAUGUUAACGAGCGUCUGCGCAAGCAAUUGCGCCUGGACCACAAACGUCUGCUCAAGCGUUUGCGGGCGCGUCGUGUACGCGAAAAGCGGCGCCUGCAGGAGACGAGCACGCGGCGCGUGCACAUACGGCCCGCCAAGACGGCAUCACUGGUCAGCAAUCAGUCGGCCAAGAUGUGCAGCCUCUGGCUGCCCACGGAUCCGGCCGAGACGCACGACAGCGUGCGGCGUCAGUGCAGCCGCGAGGUCUUUGGCUAUGUGAGCAGCGCCGGCUUCAGCUUCGUGGAGGCGGCCGUUUGUGGCGUCGGCUACGUGACGGUCCAUGGAUUGCGCCAGCUGCUCCAGGAGCGCAAAGCCGACCCAAUCCGUGCCAAGGGACAGCCGCUGCUCUGUCUGGUGCGCAAUGCGGACAGCCGUGAUUACCGUUUCGCACGCCUGCAAAUCAAUCUCGAUUUGUGUGCAGCUGUUUAGCCUUAGAAAUACUAUUAUGUUAAGCAUUGAUUAGUUCAAUAUGUGUGUGUUAAACUCUGUCUAGUUAGGCAACCCAAUUAAAUCCCAUUGA